AUGUCUACCCGCGUUAACCCUAGCUCUAGCUCUACGGAAAUGAUCGAAAAUAUGUACACUACAGAUAUUUUUGCAGACGAAGACAUGAGAGGUGAUUUGGAUUGGAAUACAUUGUUAGGAAAGGUAGUAGAAAAUGUUUUGGCCAUAUUAUGGAUUGACAAUGGCCCAGUAACUAUGUUAACUACAAUUCAUAAUAUUGGUAAAGAAUGGACUGUGACACAUGAGCAUCAUAGACCAAGAAAAACUAGUUCUAAUGCAAAUACUGUUUAUCAAGUCUUUGGGAAUCUUUCCAGGAAAGCAUUAGAGAUUCCCAAGAUUAUUGAUGACUAUAAUCAGUAUAUGGGUAUUGCUGUAGUGUGGACAUUGCAGACCAACUGA
Molecule: messenger RNA, 378 nt
Organism: Paraglomus brasilianum
Lineage: Eukaryota; Fungi; Glomeromycota; Glomeromycetes; Paraglomerales; Paraglomeraceae
Source: the annotation of a GenBank genome assembly